ACAAAGCUAGCUCCACAGCAACAGCAAAAUCAACAAGCACAAGCUUCCCCCUCCACCUUUGACUUCGCGUCUCCAUGAAGCCUCUGCUUUUCUGAGCUGUCCUUUCCACCUCUCUUAACCUGCGAUUCGUUUCGUCUGGGAAUCAGGAGCCGAAUGGGCUGCGCUUUAUCAUCGCCCGACAAAGGCGACGGGAAUGGGAAAAAGAUCCGGAAGCCAAAAUCUUGGAAGCAUCCUCAGCAAAUAACAAAGACUCAACUCAUGCAGAUGCGGGACGAGUUUUGGGACACUGCUCCUCAUUACGGUGGCAGGAAAGAGAUUUGGGAUGCACUUCGAGCUGCUGCUGAAACUGACUUAACCCUUGCGCAAGCAAUUGUAGACAGUGCGGGGAUCAUUAUUCAGAGUGCUGAUUUGACGAUUUGCUAUGAUGAAAGAGGUGCAAAAUAUGAACUACCCAAAUACGUGUUGAGUGAACCAACCAACUUGAUUCGAGACGUUUAAUACCUGAGAGGAAGAUACAUGGCUCCUUUUGUGCACAGAGAUUGAAUGUAAAUCAUGUACAUUAUUCUGUUGUACGCAUUCAAAUCUUUCACAAAGUGUCUUUCUGUUUGCAUUCACUUUGGACUCCUUUUAGCCUGCUGUAAGUUUCUUCUGGUAAUUGAAUGAGAAUGCAACAACUAUUUGGAUUUAUUCCCAAACAACGGAAUUUCUUCUCAUCUUAUGAAUGAAAAUACUUUUGGGUCCA
This is a messenger RNA of Juglans regia (Persian walnut), 742 nucleotides long. RefSeq names its product ubiquitin domain-containing protein 1-like. Lineage: Eukaryota; Viridiplantae; Streptophyta; Magnoliopsida; Fagales; Juglandaceae. The record is from RefSeq and is a predicted model, not a curated record. The transcript has 4 exons. The coding region runs from base 154 to 498 and encodes 114 amino acids.